AUGGGUCUCCCCGGUUUUCAGGUUGAAGUGGUUUACUCUUACAACGAUGCUGUUGUGUCUUGCACGAGGAGGAUGUCGAGUUUCGUGUUGGUCUCAUCGCAAACACAGAGAUUUUUAGCUGCUAUGUUGUCUAAUCAGAUAUUUGUUAAUAAUUUUCUUAAAGAGGUCUCUAAGAGAAUAGCGAAGAGAAACAUGAUCUUCACGGAAGGGCUUAGAAAUGGGAGUUUCUUGCUUGGCAAGUCAAGAUCAAUGUCUCUCCUGGCUCUUCGUUUCACUGCUCUGAGCCAGGCUGGUUCCGAGUAUGCUUUGCUACUAUGGACGAAGACACACUCCAAACUGGACUACAAAGAAUGA
This is a messenger RNA of Microthlaspi erraticum, 354 nucleotides long. The record is from the annotation of a GenBank genome assembly. Lineage: Eukaryota; Viridiplantae; Streptophyta; Magnoliopsida; Brassicales; Brassicaceae.